UGCAUCGUCACUCGCGACAGUCGCGAUGAAUUUUGCCGGCUUCUUUCUCUCGACCCUUUUGCUUUUCUCAAUUUUUCAAUCGAAUGCGGUCCAAGCCAUACUCAAUGGCAAUCCGGCCGGCCAAGAAGUGGCCGAUUACCAGGUGAGCGUUCAGGACUUUCGCGGACACAACAUUUGCGGGGGUGGACUUCUGACGCCACAGAUCGCGAUCACAGCGGCUCACUGCGUCACCGAUCGAGAGGGCAAAAUUCUGCGCAUGAAGCUGCAAGUCUUCACUGGUGCGACCGAUCUGACCUCGCCUCAAGGGGUCACCAGACGAGUCGACAAAAUCUUCAUCUCCAAGCAUUUCGAGCGCAAAGAGACCAGUGGUCGCUCUUAUCACAAGGCUAAUAUCGCCUUGCUGAGGUUGAAGCAUCCGGCGUCGAACGCGGCGCGAUUCCUGUACGUGGACGAGAGCCCGCCCACGGUGGACGUGCCGCAGCCGCAGCAGGGCCUCGUGGCGGGCUACGGCGCGACGAGGGUCGAGCUGGUGCGCGACCGCGACACCGGCGAGGAGUACUGGCGCGGCGACUCCAACACCCAGCUGCGCUCGAUGCGCCAGACGACCCUGCGCGAUCGCACCUGCCAACGCACCUACGGCCUCGGCGCCCACGAUCACGCGGUCUUCUGCGCCCAGGUGCCGCCCUACGGACUGCGAGUGCCCAAGGGCGUGUGCAUGGGCGAUCACGGCAGUCCCUUGGUGAUUCGGGAUCGCGAGAUCCUCGGCAUCCACUCGAACGGACCCGAGGACUGCAACGAGCUCUACACGCCGUCGCUGUACACGCGAGUCGAGCCGUAUCGCUCGCUGAUUCGUCACGCGCUCCAAAAUUCGGCCGGAGAGCAUCAUCGCGUGUACAAGUACGACAAGGGGAGCGAUCGCUACUACGAUACCAGGCCUCUCGACCGAUAG
This is a messenger RNA of Trichogramma pretiosum, 949 nucleotides long. RefSeq names its product serine protease ami-like. The record is from RefSeq and is a predicted model, not a curated record. The transcript is spliced from 4 exons. Gene Ontology annotation, biological process: proteolysis. Lineage: Eukaryota; Metazoa; Arthropoda; Insecta; Hymenoptera; Trichogrammatidae. The coding region runs from base 26 to 949 and encodes 307 amino acids. Gene Ontology annotation, molecular function: serine-type endopeptidase activity.